Messenger RNA from Grus americana (Whooping crane), 1730 nucleotides. RefSeq names its product CD48 molecule (gene CD48). Bases 277 to 996 code for a protein of 239 amino acids. The record is from RefSeq and is a predicted model, not a curated record. The transcript has 4 exons. Gene Ontology annotation, biological process: T cell activation. NCBI's taxonomy places the organism in Eukaryota, Metazoa, Chordata, Aves, Gruiformes, Gruidae. Gene Ontology annotation, cellular component: external side of plasma membrane.
UGUUCUUGCUGGCUGCCCACGGGUGGCAUUGCGAACCCCCUCCAAACGUUUCUGGGUUUCCUGCCACUGCGUGCGUGCCUUGCUCUUGAGAGAGGCGGAAGUGAAAGGGACUGAGUCGUCUAGCGACUAUCUUGCUAGCCCCUUUCCUGCAGGGCCCCCCAGCUCCAAGUUUGGGGACGGUGGCAGGAGGCUGCAGGCUCAGGGGGGUCCUUGGUGAGCAGCUGCCUGGCGAGGGCAAUUUCCACCCCCGGGUUUGGAUGCGGAAGCAGAGAGAAGAUGGCGGUGGGGCUUACAGCAAUGUUCCUCUUCUUCCCCUUCGUCAUGCAAGCCGCAGCACAACAAGGUCCAUCAUCGAAGGUGGUCGGGGUCGUUGGUGGGGUGGCAUAUCUCAGUCCCAGCCUGCAAAACCCGGCCUCCUAUAACCAUAUACAAUGGCGACGCAACGACUCUGUGAUGAUCGCCAGGUGGGACAAGGGAGCGACGGUCCUGUACCCCAACAGCAACUACAAGGGACGCCUGGAGCUCAUCCUCAACAGCACCCUAAAAAUCAGCCGCCUGCAGAAAAGUGACAGCAGCUCAUACCAAGUGUACCGGGGGGAUGAGGGAGGCAAAGAGCACGUUGAAACCAUCCUCCUGAGGGUGUAUGAUCCGGUCCCAAAGCCAACUGUGAAGGCCAAAGUGACCAGGGAUGAGUCGUUGCAGUGCAAAGCCACCCUGGAGUGCUCAGUGGGGCUUGAAGGGGUGACCUACGAGUGGAUCUUCCCCAGAAAGCUCCCGCUGAAGGGUGCGGGUGCCUCUGAGCAGCAGGUCUCCUUCAACCCCUUGGAGGAAACCUACAUCUGCAAAGUCAGCAACCCUGUCUCCUCCAACAGCGCCUCGCUGAUCUACAGGCACCCCUGUUCCUGGACAGGUGAGUCCUCCGCUGCUGCAUCCUACACCACGACCAGCACACUGCUAGUCCUGGGACACGUCCUCCUCCUCCUCGCUCUGGCUUAAGGAUGCUCUGCGGUUUACAUUUCUCCUUGUCUCACCCCAUCCCCCCCGCCCCGCCAUGGGACCAGCGCCUGGAUGAGGCCCCCAAACCGGCGGGAUGCAGAAAGAUGCAGUUGCUCAAGGGAACCAUCACAACCAGUGUCUGUCACACCAGCACCCACCCGGUCUCAUCCACAGCCACCUACUUCCUCCAGCCCAGCCUCUGGCUUCUCUGCUGCUGCCUUCAGGGUAGUUCUGUGCCUCAGUUUUCCUCCUCACCUCUUCUGCUUUGCUUUAAUCAGAGGUCGUGUUCUCUGAAUUUGAGCAAAACAGGGAUGAAGUCUGUUGCAAGGGUGUUUUGAGAACGCCAACAAUCUAAAUUGCUAAAUUAAUAGUUGAAAUUCCUCUUCUGGAAGUCCUCUUGGAAGUCCUCUUGGAAGUCCUCUUCUCCCUGACCCUGAGGUCUGCAGGGAGACCCAAUCUGAGCCUUUGCCGGGGCUCCCCGUGGACUUCGCGGGGGGGUCCUCAGUCAUCACCUGCUGUCACCGAUGAGUUGUGCAGGACAGCGCGCGAGGUGUUUAGCCCAGAACCGGUGACACUAGCAUGGGUGCAGCUGGGUGCUGCCAGAUCUCCAGGUCCAGAGCACCAGAGCAACUCGAGGUGGUAGGGCUAAGGUGACACCUUUGUCUUUAUCUGCAAGGGAGGGUUCAGCAGGGCAAGUACUAAUAUAAAAAUAUUAAAAUUUCUUUAAACUUAAC